AUGGCGCCCCGUUCCUACUCGAAGACGUACAGCGUCCCCCGUCGUCCUUUCGAGUCCGCUCGUCUGGACACUGAGCUCAAGCUCGUUGGCGAGUAUGGUCUGCGCAACAAGCGCGAGGUGUGGCGCGUCCAGCUCACCCUCUCCAAGAUUCGUCGUGCUGCCCGUUCGCUCUUGACUCUCGACGAGAAGGAUCCCAAGCGCCUCUUCGAGGGUAACGCCCUCAUUCGCCGUCUCGUCCGUGUUGGUGUCCUCGAUGAGUCCCGCAUGAAGCUUGAUUACGUCUUGGCCCUCAAGAUUGAGGACUUCUUGGAGCGCCGUCUCCAGACCUGCGUCUACAAGCUCGGUCUUGCCAAGUCCAUCCACCACGCUCGUGUGCUCAUCCGCCAGCGUCACAUCCGUGUUGGCAAGCAGAUCGUCAACGUUCCUUCCUUCAUGGUCCGUCUCGACUCCCAGAAGCACAUCGACUUCGCUCUCACCUCGCCCUUUGGUGGAGGCCGCCCCGGCCGUGUCAGGAGGAAGAAGGCCGCCGCUGCCAACAAGGGUGGUGACGACGAUGCCGCUGAGGACGACGAGGAGUAAAUCCUACGUCAAAAGGAAUGAUUCAUGGGUGACCGGCGUUGGGCAUGACGGGAUGACAUUUCGGGCACGUGUGCUGUCUACGACUUUAGUAUAUCCCGCACGGUUUCGACUGGUGGAAGGCCUUCAUAAACAGCGUGUAGCCUAUCUGCCCAAAAAUUUCAAGCUGCCAUCAUCCG
Messenger RNA from Macroventuria anomochaeta, 755 nucleotides. Its product is annotated as 40S ribosomal protein S9. Gene Ontology annotation, molecular function: rRNA binding; structural constituent of ribosome. Gene Ontology annotation, biological process: positive regulation of translational fidelity; translation. The record is from RefSeq and is a predicted model, not a curated record. Bases 1 to 579 code for a protein of 192 amino acids. The transcript is spliced from 4 exons. Gene Ontology annotation, cellular component: cytosolic small ribosomal subunit. Lineage: Eukaryota; Fungi; Ascomycota; Dothideomycetes; Pleosporales; Didymellaceae.